AUGGCUCAGGAUUCUCAUAAUCAGACCACAUCUAACCCCCCCUCGAACUCCUGGACGGAACCGCCGUGGACGGGUUGGAUAGAGACGACGGGAGAUGCGCUAUUGAUCCUCGAAGCCGCCCGCAGAGGGCUCAUCCCCCGAGUGACCCGCCGCCUGGUCGACUCAGAGCGGAAAAUGAUCACCUCAGGCUCCGUGUUCGUGUUUGACGAGGACGAGAGCGGGAUCAAGCGUUGGACCGACGGCUUUUUCUGGAGUCCGAGUCGCAUCCUGGGCAAUUUCCUCCUCUAUCGCGAGACCGAGAAGCGCGGGGCGGGCCAUCGCAGUGCCCGCGCGGAGCAGGCCCAGCAGGCCGCGGCCGCGGCCGCAGCUGCUGCUGCACAGGAGGAGCACCAGGUCCAGUUCGCCGACGGCAAGGACAUGCAGUCCCUCAGCCGGCCCAAGAGUGAGUCCAGCAGGAUGGGCAUCGAUCGCCAGCGCGAGCGGAGCCUCGUCGGCAGCUUGACCAACAGCUAUAAGUUCAAGCCGGGCGGGAUGAUGAAGAAGACUUUUUCGCUCACCAUCGGCGGAGUUGCGCAGCACCUGAUAUCGUACUACAAGGUGGAAGACGUUGAGCAAGGCCGGCUGAGGGCGCCGUCGACGCUACCGGAGCUCGCCUCGCUGGACAUAAGUCCAGAGUACCUGGACAAGACCCAUUUCCGGAACCCGCCCAAGGUAGAAAUCGGCGUGGACGGGAUCCCGCGGUACCGCGGGGAGGGCGAUGACGCGGACACGUCGCCGCAGCUGGUCGCAGCACCAUUGUCGAUGCCGAUGUAUGGGGACCAGGACGGUUCAGGCAAGCGGAGCAAGAGGUACGAUCCCUACAGCGGGACGGCGCCGAAGCGCUCGCGCAAGAGCAAAAGCGGUGCAGACGCGCAUGCGAGCGCGGACGCACACGCGGUUCAGCAGCCACAGCCUGGCUACUCGGACGGGGCGACAAUGCACACAUACGCACCGUACAGCUAUUACCAGCUGCCGCCGCCCUCAGUGUACCUGCCACCAAUGUACUCGCAGCCGCCUUACCCCGCGCUUCCCCCACCACCGUCGUCUUCUUCGCCGAUACCGGCGCACACACCGUCCCCGCCCCAGGUGUACCCAAGCGGAUAUUCGGUAGAUGGAGCGCAGCCAGCAAUGUACCCGCCGUACUAUGCGCCCCCGCACGGCUAUGCUGCAUAUCCGGGCAUGUCGUGGCCACACUAUACUGGAUAUCCUCCACCUCAGGUGCCGCAACCGCAGAGGGAAGACGCGCGGAAUACGGAGAGCGAUGAUCGCGAUGCUGGUGGUGCGUAG
Molecule: messenger RNA, 1326 nt
Organism: Sparassis crispa
Lineage: Eukaryota; Fungi; Basidiomycota; Agaricomycetes; Polyporales; Sparassidaceae
Product: Global transcription regulator sge1
Exons: 2
Coding region: 1-1326 (441 amino acids)
Molecular function (GO): DNA binding
Source: RefSeq, a predicted model, not a curated record